This is a messenger RNA of Xyrichtys novacula (pearly razorfish), 5709 nucleotides long. The record is from the annotation of a GenBank genome assembly. Lineage: Eukaryota; Metazoa; Chordata; Actinopteri; Labriformes; Labridae.
CAUCCUGUUCCUCUUCAGAGUGCCACUUCCUGUUACAGUCAAAAAGAUGCAAGAGAAUUUCAAAGCCCUCAGUCCCUGAAUCACUCGCUGUGGUGAUUUCUCCUCCGAAGCAUGGGGUGCAGUUUGGAGGGGCUGCUAUGGGCCUGGAUUAUCCUGAACUCUGGCGUGUGUUCGGUCAUACUGCCAGAAAUAACGGAUCGGAGGUUCAUCGCCGAAUGUGUGAAGGGACACAACAGGGCUCGGUCAGCCGUCAGUCCGCCUGCAAGCAACAUGGAGUACAUGGUAGGCAUGACAGAUACUUCUAUUCUAUCUGAGUCUGUAAAACAACGUGUAAACGGUAGAGACAAGGACAUCCAAGGUGUUUUAAUGACGAUUCAGGCAACUUCUGUUUUUGUAAAAAGUUCCACCUCUCUGAAACCAUUUAUUCACAGCCUGAAAUCUGCCCUGAUUUAGUCAGAAGAGCUGGCUCCAUAAUCACCGUUUAUUCAUCUGAAUUAUGAGAAAAUGCACAAAUGCAUUCACAGAUCCACAAUGUCAGCGAUCACUCACUGUCUCCAGGGAGAACUAAGGCCCCAACUACACGAAUGCAGAUAUAUUUCAAACCGCACAUAUUUAUGUCCGAUUAGGCCUCCCUACCACACCAAAACGGGAGUUUGGAACACUCAAACCAGAUAAAUCUGAAUCCGAAAAAACAAGUGGAGAAAUAAAAAAAUAUCUGUAUAAGUGGAUUUGUGUGGUUGAACUUUUAUGGAUCGAUGACGUCAAACCGCAGCUCGCGCAUGCGAAUUAAAAAGAAAAACAACAACAACGAUGGCGGACAUACAGGGUAUUCUUUACGUUUGUUUUGCCCUUUUGGGGCCAAUUUCAGCCUUACAAGUGAACCUUGUUUUAAACAAUUACAAUUACAUCCAAGUUUUGGGUCAAACCCGGUCGGACCAGCAAGUGGUGGGACAACUUCGUUUGAGGGGCUGUGCCUGCAGAUGAAUGGAAGCUAAACUUCCCAUUCAUCGGCCAAUCAGGUAGCUUUGUUCCUGAUUUUUUUAAGCGGCACCAGAUAGGAUUGAGUUUGAAGGCCACGUGUGCACGGAUACAUUUAUUUAGACGUGAGUACAAAAAUAUCCUGAUAAAUAAAUAUCUAUAUACGUGUAGUCCGGGCCUAAGUUCACAUCACCGAUCACGAGCUGUUCACCAAGCUGUCCAAUUGCCAAAAAGAGUAACAUGCUGCAUGAAGAAACCUCCAACUUAGCUUGAACUUAACCUAAGUUGGAGGUUUCUUGCAGACACAGCAGAGCUUGAGGAGAUCCAAGUAAGAUCCAGCUUCUAACCGUGUCCGCGUCUCAAGAAGUUUCAACUGUGCACGUACGUCUGCAGCCAAGUUCUCCUCAAACUCUCAGGAGACACUGAGCAGCAACUUCUGCAGAGUCUAUGCAGAAAUGCAAACAAGUGCAUGUCUUUGGAUAAAUCAAGUUUACAGCCGGGGACAUAAAAUGGUGUUGGAGUUAGCAUUUCCAAUAUGGCGAGACUUUUUUUUUGAUGAAUAAAACAUUUAAAAGGGAGCACAGUCGUUUCAUAUCCUUCCUCUCUGCUCUUUUAGACCUGGGACGAGGACUUGGCCAUCAUUGCUAAAGGAUGGGCAGAAAACUGCGUGUUUGAGCACAACCCCCGCCGAUCAGAGUCUACCGCCACCUCUGUGGGAGAAAACAUAUGGACUGGUUACCCACCAUCCAGUUUUGAAACGGCAGGUGCAAUACACAGCUGGGAUAACGAGAAAGAGUUUUAUGACUACGCCAACAAUCGCUGCAGCAAAGUGUGUGGCCACUACACUCAGGUCUGCAAACUCUUACAGCUUACUCUUGUGCUUCAAAUGUGAUCUGUGCUGCGUGACUGAGAGCUGUUCUCGUCUCCAGGUUGUGUGGGCGAGCAGCAACAAGGUCGGCUGUGCCGCCCAUCUGUGCCCAAAUGGAGUCCAAGAAUCCGGUUUUGGCGCAAAGGCAGGGGUCAUCUUUGUUUGCAACUACGCACCAUCGUAAGUCCUUUACGUCUUCACUGUGAAUUAGAUGGUUUAGAUCUAAGUUUGUGAAUGGAUGAUCGAUCUUAACCUGCUCCGCCGAACAAGGUUUAGUACAGAGAGGCAUGAGGCUGAAAGCCAAAACCUUCACUGACUUCAUCUUUAAAGUUAAAACUGCAGAAAACUCAGUCACAGUGGUGUAAGCGCGGAGUAAAGAUGACCUGAGGAAAUCUGUUGUAGAAACGGCCCUAACUUGGACUGUUGUUUUUCACACAGGGGUAACGUGAACAGGAGGAGACCGUAUGACUCUGAAGGGGCAGCCUGCUCUGGAUGUGAAGGGGCCUGCGUGGACAAUCUCUGCCGUGAGUAUUCAGUCCUGGUCAAAAAACCCUUCAUGACACAACUGGAGUUUUAGCGUCUCGUAUAUUUUUGUCCAAACAUUCGUUCUUUAAAGAAAAAUAUCUUUGACUGUUCAAGGAUUUAAGCAUCGCUGACUUUAGCUGUCUUCACUAUUUAUCAUCCAAAUUUGUAUCUAAAUAUCAACACAGUCAACACAGCAAAGUCUAAAGUGAGAAGACAUGCAGGAAAUGAAGGCGGCUGCCACAAAAGAGGUGUGACACUGCGAAAACUGCUUUCAAAACAGUUUGUCUAAAAAGUUUCAAAAGUUCCACAAACAGGUAGUUCACUGUUUUUCUGUUUUUGUGCAAACGGCCUUUGAGUCUGGAGGAGGCCAAGGGCGUCUGCUUUUAUUCUUGUGCAGAGCAGACUUCAUGCACAUCCUGUCAGGCUGGCUCAACACGCCUUUUUAAAAAAGAAAAAUACAGAUAUAUGCAAAUUAAUGCAGAGUUGGAAAUGAACACACCCUGUUCAUCCAGUCUGAGAGAUAAUUACAGUCUUAGUUCAAGCUGAUUCCUGUCGCCUUUCACUUACUCAGAGUCAUGAAGACUGUGUACUAAAGGGACAUUCCGCGGUAAAUUUAAUUUUGGGUUGAACACACCGUAACAUCGAGUUAGACGCCCCCUCGAGAGAUGAAUGUUGCCGACCGCUUGCUUCUCUUGUUAGACCAACUUUAGUAACGACCUUACACAUGUACCUCUCCACGUGCAAACCUCAACAAAAAGCCACUCUUUAGCCACAAAUAAUGCUCAGAACAGCACCUUGGGGGGGGUCUAAAUCUGUGUUACGGUGUGUUUCACCAUGACUUAAAUUUACACCGGAAUAUCCCUUUAAUAUGGACUGGCGUUCAUUUUUCCUGGAGGUGCGGUUUGAUUGGAUCUACAAAGAUGAUUCAAAGCUCCUGCCGUUACUGUCAGGUGUAUCAGCGCCUGUUUCGGUUGGUUUUUUUGGCUCUACAUCCUACAGGAGGAGGAAUACUAACACUGUAUCCACAUGCCAAUAAUCAUAAUCUCACACACACACAGCCUUCUUAUAGGCCAUUAUCUAAUGUUCGUUUGGGUCUGUGGCGGCUGUAUCGUCAGUAUCAAAUUUCACUUCAACUAUAGUUGUAAAAAAACAACAAGUGCAUGAGGACGUCUCAAAAAAGUUCAUUUUCAGGUCAGGUCAGCAGUCUUUCAGAGGGUGAGAUUAAAACUCAGGAAACCUCUCAGGUGUGAAGAGUUCAUUCGCUGAUUUUCAGGACUGAAAGAACUGACAAGAACCUGGACUUUUCCACGGUUUUCUGAUGUUAUGAGAGAGAGGAUUUUUAACUUUGUCAGCCGUUCUCAUCAAAAAUAAAACAACAAAAGAAUUGAAAUAUUUCACUUUGUGUGUGAAGAAUCUAAAAUGUUUGGAACUUUUUCAGGACGUUUUGAUCUUUGCGAUGCAGAACACGCCGUUCUCCCUCUUUUGGGCUCACUCGGUCUUUGUCCUUGUGUUUUUUCAGGCAGCGGCUGGGCUCCAGAAAGUCAAUCACAGAUCGUGGAUGUCCUGGUUGUCCGGCUCAUCGUUCUCAUAUUCACCUUCGUCGCAGCGUACGCAGUCAGACACUUUUACCCCGACAUCUUCUGCUACGAGUAGACCGUCUGCAGAGACCUGAAGGACCUGGACUUGGACAGCAAAUCGGACCGUUUUUUUUUUUUUUUUUAGUUUUAUUUUGGGGAUUCAAGCUGCUCACCGUGAACCCAAACUGCGACUUUAUGACCCCUUUACUCUCUGACUAUUUCCUUGUUUGUGUAAUGAUGGGAAACCUGACAAAUGAAGAUUCAAGUUGUUAAAAAUUUUAAUAUUUUUCAUUCACUCUUGGAAACUUAAAUAUCUGGACGACAGUAAAAGAGGAAAGUGUUCGACAUCAGUAAAUUAGAGGUGAAUUCAUCCACAUUGACUGAUGUUUGGUCUCGUGAUGGGUGAAAGUGGAACGAGUCCUCAGAGCCAAAACUGUUCAAUAAAAAAGUCCAGGACAGUUUAUGAUCCGAGCACAAAUCCGGUCUUCAUGUGUCCCACAAACGCCCUCUACCAGGGUCACAUUGAGUCAGUGGUGGCGAAGGUUUGCGGCUAACUUUUGUUGUUCUUCUUCUUCUUUUUGUUGGCGGCGCUGCCCGCUGGAGGAGCCGGGCUCACUGCCGGAGCUCCCAGUUUCUUUGUUUUAGCCUUUUUCACUUUCUCCUUGAUGGCGUCGAUGUCGAGUUUUCCCUCUGUAGGAGCUGGAAACAAAGAAGAGAAGAGCGUGACCGAGAGGUUAGAGUCAGUGCGAGAGGAGACGGUUUUUGAUUUUCUCUUUAAAAAGAACUCUUCCUCUUUCUUUUUUUUUUUACCUUUGGUGGAUUUCUUCAUCAGCGGCUUCUCUUUAGGAGGGAUGAAAGCUUUGUUUCUCUCUUCUUGCUUCUUGGUCAGAGCUUCUGCUUGUUUGACCUGAGAAAGAGGAACUCGAGUCACACAGCUGCCGGUUUCUGUGACUCAACCCUGAGCCGUCUUUGUGCAAACUUUGUGACCGAGAGCUACCACAAGAACCGGGUCAUGCCAUUUCAGCGGCUCAUUAACACAUGAACUGGAUCUGGUUGACGAUGCACGACUAAUUUUAUUCAGUCGGCUUCAUUCUUAAAAGUUUGUUCUUUCAACACAGAAUAAAAGGAGGUGAAUUUUCAGGCAUGCAGCGCCACAUUCGGAGGGUCUGCAGCGUCAUCUGCAGACACUAAAGCCUCCUGAUGUGUGAUUGGUCAACAGUACAAACAGAGAACAGGAACACCUCCACUUCUAAACUCCAGAAAAGGCAGAAUUAAUCCAAAGGAUUAAAACGCAGCAGGAUAUGAAGACACCAACGCUCACCUUGAUUUCCUCCAUCUUCUUCCUCUUUUUCACACUUUCACGCAGGAAGAACUCUCCUGUCGUCAGCUCUUUGUCAACCUUCAAGCGCAACAAACGGGAUUUAAGUUGAAUUACACUUUUCACAUUCACACUUCUCCAGAUUUAAAUCCACCGUGAGUAUCGAAAGCUCACCUUGCUCUCCGGCUGCUGCGGUGGGAACGGCGUGUACUCCUUCUUCACGCUCUUCUUCUUCGGCUCUCGCCGCUUGGUCAGGUUCUUGUGCCGGAACUUCGGCAGGAAACGUUCCCAGCUCUGCACCCGCAGGUCGGGGUCUUUAGAGAGCUCCCGUUUGAUCAUCAGAGUCUGAUCGCCACCGUGAUGGGGAGGGGAUGGGGGAAGGGGUGGGGGGGUAUGAAGCAGGGUGGUGGAGGGACGGGUGGAAUAAAAAUAUGAAGAUUUGA